AUGGCCGCUUCAACAUCAACAUCAACAUCAACUCCACUACUGUCGUCGUCGUCGUCGGCAGGCGAAGAUCGUCUUCGCGCCAGAAAACCCCUGCCGCCGCCCAAACCGGCCUAUUUGCCAAAUAGUCCCGACUCGCCGCUGAUCGUGGACAAGGAGUUGUACGAUGCCGUGCAGAAGGGGCGGAGGGAGCUUGUCGAGUUUUUCACGAUUCCGAUUCGGUCGGGGAGGGCGUGGAGGGCGCCGGAGAAAAGUAUUGUGAGGAUCAGUACGCCUGAGGGGCCGCAGGUCGGCGACUUGAAUAUCUGGAACGCCAACAACCCUCGGGAAAGAUUCUGGGCGUCUCGAACGAAACAACUCCACUCGUCACACGUCUCGACAUACGAUCGCCUCUGGUCCUGUCUCCCAUUCAUGCGGCCGUUGUGCACCAUAAUCGCGGACUCUCUCUCCUGGUACGGCGUGGACGAGACGGGUGGCCGUGUCCACGAUUUGCUCGGCACCCGAUGCGACCCGUACAUCAACACGCUGCUGUCCGGGCCUGAAGCGUCGUUCGAUUUCCACUGUCAUUCCAACCUGACCAGGGCCGUGCUUCCUUUCGGCCUCAACGAGUCUGAUAUCCAUGAUGUGAUCAACUUGUUUCAAGUCACCGGGCUGGACGCCGAGGGGAGAUACUUUAUGCAUCCCUGUCCCGCGCAGGCGGGGGAUUAUAUCGAGUUCUUCGCCGAACAGGAUCUCCUCAUGGCACUCUCGACGUGUCCUGGAGGAGAUCUUUCGUUGUGGGGAUUCGGAACUGAUAGCGAGAAGGAGAUGAUCAAGUGUUGUCGACCUUUGAAGGUCGAGGUGUUCAAGCUCGUUGAUGAGGACACGAUCCUGGCAGGGAAAUGGAAGAAACCUGAACGUCCCGAUUAUCGCGGUUUGCAUGGUAUGAAAAUCCCCUUGGGAGAAAGAGAAACCAAAUAG
Capronia coronata CBS 617.96 is the source of this 957-nucleotide messenger RNA. RefSeq lists its product as uncharacterized. The record is from RefSeq and is a predicted model, not a curated record. Lineage: Eukaryota; Fungi; Ascomycota; Eurotiomycetes; Chaetothyriales; Herpotrichiellaceae. The transcript is spliced from 2 exons. The coding region runs from base 1 to 957 and encodes 318 amino acids.